This is a messenger RNA of Trematomus bernacchii (emerald rockcod), 850 nucleotides long. RefSeq lists its product as uncharacterized. The record is from RefSeq and is a predicted model, not a curated record. Lineage: Eukaryota; Metazoa; Chordata; Actinopteri; Perciformes; Nototheniidae. Gene Ontology annotation, molecular function: carbohydrate binding.
UCCGGAGUCUCAGUUGGCAUCACGGCUGCAAACCUCCACACUGUAUCACGCCCUGAGUGGAAUGGAAGAACAGGACAAGAAAGAAAAUGGGGAGUACAGCGGAGAGAUAAAGGGAGGCAUGCGGCCUUCAAUGAAGCUGGUCGUUAUGGGAAUUAUUAACAGUAAACCCAAGAGCAUGGAGGUGGUUCUGUCCUGCGCUCCUCAGGAGGAAGAGGAGGAGGCAGAUGUGGGUCUCCAGCUGAAGGUGAGCUUCACGGAGAAGGCGGUGCAGAGAAACGCUCGUGUGGCCGGGAAGUGGGGACGGCCUGAAACUACACUUUCAUACUUUCCCUUUGCAGCCGGAGAAUCCUUCAAGAUGGAGAUUGUGUGUGAGCACCAGCAGUUUCGUAUUUUAAUAGACGGCCAGCCUCUGUGUGGUUUCACCCACCGUGCCCUCCCGCUCGCCUCCCUCACCGCCUUACACGUCUCCGGAGACCUGCAGCUCACCAAGGUGGCCUAGCACCAACGAAGAAGAAUGAGGACAGCAAACAUACAUUUAGCGACUUUUUGAAGUGAAAAAUUAGCCCUUUAUGGGAAAAACAAAGUGACACCUGCCUCGUAAUCACGUGUAAAAGUGCCUUCACUAGAUUACCUGUUAGGGACUUAACGACUGAAUGUCUUAAAACAAACUAAGGAAUGUGAUUCGUGCUCUAAGAUGAAAUAUUUCCCCCUUUCCUGAUGUGCAAACAUGAUGUGUCACUGCAUAAAAAACAUAAAGUACUUAAAAAGGAUUAGGGACACGUACAUUUUUCAAAAGAUAUGACCAAAAGGGAUUUUUUUAUUUUUUUGAGUUCAGAAAUUACAGUCAAAA